AUGGCAGGAAAAGUUAGGGGUUGCCGGUGCCACCGUGGACCACCCGUCGAAGCAAUUAUCAAGCUUUUGAGCAUCCAGUUCUCGUAUCCCCAAACUAAUUUAGGUUUUCGAUUCAUUUCGCGUAACGGUGACGUCUGUGUAAGAAACAGAGAAGGGGAAAUGGGAGUAUGCGGAUCGAAGGAAACCGGUUGCAUACGAGUUGGAUUGGGUUCUCGGAAGAAGAAGAAACAUGAAGAUCGUUCAGAUGGAGACGCAAUACCAAAAGUCCGUGAAAGAAGAAGAAGAAGAUUAGGGAGGAAGAAAACAAACGGUGUUACUAAUCGCUAUUCAUCUCGGAGCAAAGUCGAUCCUUCUGCUGAUGCCUGUAAUUCCAUUGAUCGUUCUUAUCGCAACCCUACAUUUCAAGGAAGUACAGAAUGGUUUGAUACUGCAACAGGGAUUGAAUCCGAUGGUGAUGAAGAUUUUUACAGCAUUCAAGAUGAUACUGUAUCUCAAAGCAGUUCCAUUAGUGCAUCAGUAACUCCAAGAUUUUCUGAUCAUGUCAAUGGUGCUUCCUUUUCAACCUCUGAAUCUUUAACAAAACCGAAUGACCUGCCACCUGUCGCCACAUCAGCUGGAUACGAAAACGGAUCUCACAUUUUUGGAUUACAAAAUAAUUGUCUUCCAUGUCUUAAUUGCACAACCUCAACAGAUGUAAAGAGCAAAUCAUCAUGUUCAAGUCCUCAAAGUGCUAAAAAGAAAGUAACUUCAAGACUUUCUUUUAAAUGGAGAGAAGGCCAAUCAAAUCUUUCAAUUUUGUCACCAAAAGCUAUAUUGCAAAGACCAAUUGCAGGGUCUCAAGUUCCAUAUUGUCCAAUAGAGAAGAAAAUGUCUGAUUGUUGGUCAACGCUUGAUCCAAAUACUUUUAAAGUCAGAGGACAUAAUUAUAUAAGAGAUAAAAAGAAAGAAAAUGCUUCAAAUCAAGCUGCUUUUUACCCAAUUGGUGUUGAUGUUUUUUUAUCUCCUCGUAAAAUUGAUCAUAUUGCAAGAUUUCUUCAACUCCCAAAAGUCGAAUCAUCUGGAAAAAUCCCUCCUCUACUUGUUGUAAAUCUUCAAAUACCAUUAUACCCCCCUGGAAUAUUUCAACAUGAAUACGAUGGAGAAGGAAUGAGUUUUGUUUUCUACUUCAAAAUCUCUGAAAACUACGAACAACUCCCAAUCCAUUUUCAGGAAAACAUAAGGAAAAUAAUCGACGAUGAGGUGGAAAGAGUGAAAGGAUUCCCUGUAGACACGAUUUCACCAUGUAGAGAAAGAUUAAAGAUUUUGGGUCGUGUAACAAAUUUAGAAGAUCUUCAUUUAAGUUCAGCUGAAAGAAAACUCAUGAACGCGUAUAAUGAAAAACCCGUUCUCUCUCGCCCUCAACAUGAGUUUUUCUUGGGAGAAAAUUACUUUGAAAUCGACCUAAAUAUGCAUAGAUUCAGUUACAUUUCAAGAAAAGGGUUUGAAGCAUUUCAACAGAGACUAAAACAUUGUAUCCUAGAUUUCGGUCUCACAAUUCAGGGAACUAAGGCUGAAGAAUUACCGGAGUGUAUUUUAUGCUGCCUUCAAUUGAAAGAAAUCGAUUACAACAAUUACAAUCUACUCGGGUUUUAAAGCCAAGCAAAAUAAUAAACUAUUUUCUUUUUUUUUUCUUUGAAAAAGAAAAAAGAAUUUCAAUGAGAAUAUUUUCCGGAGUGUACAGGAAACUAGACUCUGAAAUUUAAAUAAAAUAAUGUAAUUG
Molecule: messenger RNA, 1759 nt
Organism: Lactuca saligna
Lineage: Eukaryota; Viridiplantae; Streptophyta; Magnoliopsida; Asterales; Asteraceae
Source: the annotation of a GenBank genome assembly